AUGUCUACCUUGCCCGUUCAUUAUAAAGACUUCAAAUCUUUGCUGAAGACACUGUUAAGCUCUUCAGAUGAUAGUCGUUCUACUACAAUGAAUGAAGCCCCAGAUAUCGAGCAAGCCCGCCAUCCGGAGCUCGGUCGUUGCCAUCACCAACAACAGCAGUGUCGUGGCGACGAAGGUCGCGGCAGCGAUAUUGAAUCUGCAUCUGCCGCAAGAUCCAAGCCGACGCGUGAGCCUGGCGGCAGCCUUGCUAUAGCUGAGCUCCAAGGAUCAGAUUCAGCCUACCAAGUUGCACCAGAGAUAGACGACAUCUACUGCUACGUCACACGUAAACAACAUUCACGAAUCAAGCGUGCUUGGAAAGACAUUGUCUUUGCUAUCAAAUCGGAUAAUAGCAGCUUGGAAGAAGAACUAGCGAUACGUCUAGAGCAACAGUGCCAGGCUUAUUACGAUUCCAUUCUGAAGCAGAGUUGGGUCAACCACCUUUCAAGGGGCAGCAAGGCGAUAUGCGAAAAGUUUAUAUACGAGCAGAAAACCAAGCUUGGAGCGGAUGCAGAGUACAUUGAAGAGGACCCAUCGUGCUACAUAUUUUACGGGCAGCACGAUGUGCCUCAUGCUGCGGCGCGAAGAUUCCUAGAAUUCUCGUGGGUGUAUCGAUCAUUGGCAAUGUUCCAGAGAAAAACCACCAGCGGCCAAGAUGCAGACUAUAUUCACUUUGCCGACGAGGUUAUUCUUGUCAUCAAGAUGCUGCUGAUGCUGUCGGUCAUUAUCCUCUUUGUAUAUGUGCCCGUAGUCAUUCCUGGACUGGGAGUGGUGACUUCGCCAGCCGGAGUCGCUGUCCUUUACGCGGUGUCUAUAUCGCUGAGCUGCGUCGUCACGACAUUGACGCUGGAUGUCAACACGGCAUUGGCAGUUGACUUGGCGUAUGCCGGCUUGCUAGGAAACGUCUUAUUCCAAAAAGGGACCGCUUAA
Trichoderma atroviride IMI 206040 is the source of this 969-nucleotide messenger RNA. RefSeq lists its product as uncharacterized. The record is from RefSeq and is a predicted model, not a curated record. Lineage: Eukaryota; Fungi; Ascomycota; Sordariomycetes; Hypocreales; Hypocreaceae.